Molecule: messenger RNA, 1962 nt
Organism: Pseudovirgaria hyperparasitica
Lineage: Eukaryota; Fungi; Ascomycota; Dothideomycetes; Acrospermales; Acrospermaceae
Product: magnesium transporter ALR1
Exons: 2
Coding region: 1-1962 (653 amino acids)
Biological process (GO): intracellular magnesium ion homeostasis; magnesium ion transmembrane transport
Cellular component (GO): plasma membrane
Molecular function (GO): magnesium ion transmembrane transporter activity
Source: RefSeq, a predicted model, not a curated record
AUGUCCGAUUCCCCACGAACCGAAAGGUCACAGACGCGUUUCAGUACGCCUGUUAACGAACUAGACGACCAUCGCAACCAACCACAAUCGUUGCCCCUCGCCGUUGAGUCCAGCCCGCGCCAUCCCGGAACGCGCCGAGGAACCGUUGCGACGAUUGCGAGUGCAAAUAAUGAAUCCCACAACCCUGAUCUCCUAGCUGUAAACGAAAACUUGCGACAGCAUGGACUGAUCUCCCGGGACUUUGAAGAGAGUGCCGUUGUUGACGACGAUACCCCGCUGUCUGCAUAUGCUCGACGUGGAUCAGCUGCGAGCCCAACAGCCCGAAGGAACACCUUCCGUCGUCCCCGCGACCCUGAUAUGCCGCCUCGAUCAAGAGGGAGCUCUCACGCGUCUCGUUCUGAGUCGCCGCCCAAUUCUGUUGAUGCUUUUGCAACUGAGCGACAGCGGCCACGAGCUGGGACGGCAACGAGUGGACGCUCCAAUAUCGACCUGCCUCUCCAUCGUACAGUCUCUGGUGGUACUCAUGAGAGACGCCCGACCUUCAGUUGCGAUGAACGACCUCUGCGUUGUGGAACCGAUGUUUCGUCUCUGCACAGCGGAGCCGAAGUCGACGUCUGCUUUCCUGUUCGUGAAGAUGCUGGUAAAACGUACCAGAUCGACUACGAAGAAUUAGAGGAGUUCGUCGCCGAAAGUCAUCUAAAAACACCCAUCAGGCAAUUGACCCGCCAUGCCAGUAACGCUUCUCGCACGUCCAAGCGUACUUUCAAUGACCUUCGUGCUAUUCGGCAAGUGCCAACGAUUGUCACACCUGAUAUGGCCAUUGAUGUUCCAGAUUACGUAGACAAAGAGACAGGUUCCAUCAAAGGAUCGCGAGCACCAUCUACUGCUGCUAAACAGUCCAUAGCCGAAACGCCUAAUCGGUGGACUUUCUUUUCCUCUGAGUUGGACGAUACCAUUCACGCAGCCGAACUUGGAGAUCUUCUCAUGCCGGGGGAGACUUUCCGUGAUCUCUUUGAGCUAUCGCCAGACGGUGGAGUAUGGUGGCUUGAUAUGAGCAACCCGACCGAAGAGGAAGUGUUUGCUAUAUGCAAAGCCUUCGGAGUCCAUCCCCUGACUCGUGAAGACAUCACUACACAGGAAGCUCGCGAGAAGGUCGAGCUGUUCAACAGAUACUACUUUCUCUGUUUCCGCUCCUUCGACCAAAACGAUAAGACGAGCGAGGACUACCUUGAACCUGUCAACGUGUAUGGAGUUGUUUUCCGAGAAGGCCUAUUGACAUUCAGUUUCACGGCUAAUCCACACGCUGCCAAUGUACGCAAGCGCAUCAGUCGUCUUCGCGACUAUGUUUCACUCAGCUCCGACUGGAUCUGCUACGCGCUCAUCGAUGACAUUGUCGAUCAUUUCGCCCCAGUCAUCAAGGAUGUCGAAGACGAAACGGACGCCAUUGAAGACUCUGUAUUCAUCGCCCGGGCGGAGGACUCUCGCGAUAUCUUGAGGAGCAUUGGAAAUGCUCGCAAGAAGGUCAUGACUCUGCUUCGAUUGUUGGGUGGCAAGGCCGACGUUGUCAAGGGCUUUGCUAAGCGCUGUAACGAAAAGUUUGAGGUCACCCCGCGAGGCGAUGUUGGACUCUACUUGUCGGACAUCCAGGACCACGUUGUAACAAUGAUGUCGAACUUGGGACAUUUCGAGAAAAUGCUGUCGCGAAGCCAUGGCAACUAUCUCGCCCAGAUCAAUGUCGAGUCGGCCGCACAGGGCAACGAAAUCAACAAGACGCUGGGCAAAGUCACAUUGAUCGCGACGGUCCUCGUUCCGCUCAAUUUGAUCUGUGGUCUGUUUGGUAUGAACGUCCCAGUGCCCGGCAUGAACUCGGAUAGUCUAGGCUGGUUCUUUGGUAUCCUUGGCGUCAUCUUGUUCUUUGUGGUCUCGUCCUUGGCGACUGCGCGGCGAAUGAGGCUCAUCUAG